AUGUCCUCAUUAGAGAAUAUCCUUUAUUUCCAGGCUGGACUUGGAGUCCUAGCCAAUAUGUUUCUUCUUCUUUUUUAUAUUUUUAUAAUCAUAGGUCACAGACCCACACCCAUGGACCCGAUCUCCUGUCAACUGACCGUCACUCAUAUAAUGAUGAUCCUCACUAGAGGAAAUAUUUGGCUUGUAGACAUAUUUGAGUUACUAAACAUUGAGAAUGACAUCAAAUGUAAGGCAAUGUUUUUCACAAAUAGGGUGAUAAGAGGCCUCUCUAUCUGUAUCACCUGCCUCCUGAGUGUGUUUCAGGCUAUCACAAUAAGUCCCAGUACCUCUUUGAUGGCAAGAUUUAAACAUAAACUAAAAAGAUACGUGAUAAAUGCCUUAUUUUAUAUUUGGGUCUUCAAUUUGUCUGCCAGCAGUGACGCAAUAUUGUCUGUUGGUGGUUUUACCAAUGUGAGUGAGAUCAAGCAGGUGAAGAUCACUAAAACCUGCUCACUCUUCCCCAUGAACUAUAUCAUUAGGGGGUUAACUUUUAUACUUUCAUCAUCCAGAGAUGUGUUUUUUGUAGGAGUCAUGUUGAAUGCAAGUGCAUAUAUGGUGAUUAUCUUGCACAGACAUCAGAGGCAACACAGGAAUCUUCAUAGCAUCAGCCACCUGAGAGCAUCCCCUGAGAAAAAGGCCACCCAGACCAUCUUGUUGCUGGUGGUUUGUUUUGUGACCAUGUACUGGGUGGACUUCAUCAUCUCAUCCACCUCAGUCCUCUUAUGGGUGUAUCAUCCAGUCUCCCUGACUUUUCAGAAGUUUGUGACUAAUGCCUAUCCCACAAUUACCCCUUUGGUACAAAUCAGUUCUGAUAAGAGAAUAAUCAAUGUAUUGAAAAACCAGCAGUCCAAGUUCCACAGGAUUUUCUAA
This is a messenger RNA of Rattus norvegicus (Norway rat), 909 nucleotides long. It is a transcript of the gene Vom1r69, whose product is annotated as vomeronasal 1 receptor 69. Gene Ontology annotation, molecular function: pheromone receptor activity; G protein-coupled receptor activity. The record is from RefSeq and is marked validated. NCBI's taxonomy places the organism in Eukaryota, Metazoa, Chordata, Mammalia, Rodentia, Muridae. The coding region runs from base 1 to 909 and encodes 302 amino acids. Gene Ontology annotation, cellular component: membrane; plasma membrane. The transcript has a single exon. Gene Ontology annotation, biological process: sensory perception of chemical stimulus; signal transduction; G protein-coupled receptor signaling pathway.